Musa acuminata subsp. malaccensis (wild Malaysian banana) is the source of this 1328-nucleotide messenger RNA. RefSeq names its product hypersensitive-induced response protein 1. NCBI's taxonomy places the organism in Eukaryota, Viridiplantae, Streptophyta, Magnoliopsida, Zingiberales, Musaceae. The record is from RefSeq and is a predicted model, not a curated record.
AUAGAAAAAUCGCCCUUAAAAUUUACAUUCCAUGCGACCCUAAAAUCCAUCAAUCCGCAUACGACGCCGUUUAGUUGCACCUGCUCAUCUAAAUCGCCGCGGUGUCAUUCGUUGGCAGUCUUCGGAACAUCCAAGGAGCCCUUCCUUCCCCCUUUGGUUUUCCGCCCCUAUAAUCCCCCCUUCUUCUGUCGUCGGGCGGCGCGAUCCAUCUUCUCUGCCAAUUCGCUUUACAAGGCGAGAGAAAGAAAUGGGGCAAGCUCUGGGUUGUGUACAAGUGGACCAGUCAACUGUUGCCGUUAGAGAAACUUUUGGAAAGUUUGAUGAGAUUCUUGAACCUGGGUGUCAUUUCUUGCCCUGGUGUAUAGGGAGGCAAAUUGCUGGGUAUCUUUCACUGCGUGUGCAGCAACUUGAUGUCCGUUGUGAAACAAAGACAAAGGAUAACGUGUUUGUCACCGUUGUUGCGUCUGUUCAAUACCGUGCUCUCGCUGGGAAGGCAUCUGAUGCUUUCUACAGGCUUAGCAACACAAGAGAACAAAUUCAAUCCUAUGUUUUCGAUGUCAUCAGGGCUAGUGUUCCAAAGCUGAACUUGGAUGAUGCAUUUGAACAGAAGAAUGAUAUUGCUAAAGCUGUAGAAGAUGAGCUUGAAAAGGCAAUGUCAAUGUAUGGGUAUGAGAUUGUUCAAACCUUGAUUGUGGAUAUUGAACCUGAUGAACAUGUCAAGAGGGCAAUGAAUGAGAUUAAUGCAGCUGCUCGGCUGCGGGUGGCAGCUAAUGAGAAAGCUGAAGCUGAAAAGAUACUGCAGAUCAAACGAGCAGAAGGAGAUGCGGAAUCGAAGUACUUGGCCGGAUUAGGUAUAGCAAGACAACGCCAGGCCAUUGUGGAUGGCCUGAGAGAUAGCGUGCUUGCUUUCUCAGUAAAUGUACCAGGAACAACAGCCAAGGAUGUCAUGGACAUGGUCUUAGUGACGCAAUACUUUGAUACCAUGAAGGAGAUUGGAGCCUCCUCGAAGUCCUCUUCUGUGUUCAUCCCCCAUGGGCCCGGAGCUGUGAGAGACAUUGCUACUCAGAUCAGGGAUGGCCUUCUUCAAGCCAAUACACUUCAGUAAGAGGAAGAAGGAGACACGGGUCCAUGUUCCGGAGACUUUGCCAUAAUGUUUGGGUAUUUAAACCUUUUAAGUAGUGUUUGAUUUAAGUGUGCCGUGGAUGUAUAAAUAAUGCAGCAGUUAAUAUCUGUGUCUGUGGUGUCAAUAAGUUUCUUGUUAGGGUAUACGAGUGUAUUGGUCUAUUAUGCUCUUAGCAAUGAAUGCCUUGUGAAUUUGGUUCUGUAGA